This is a messenger RNA of Silurus meridionalis, 5638 nucleotides long. It is a transcript of the gene lrch2, whose product is annotated as leucine-rich repeats and calponin homology (CH) domain containing 2. The record is from RefSeq and is a predicted model, not a curated record. Bases 92 to 2368 code for a protein of 758 amino acids. The transcript has 22 exons. Gene Ontology annotation, molecular function: protein binding. NCBI's taxonomy places the organism in Eukaryota, Metazoa, Chordata, Actinopteri, Siluriformes, Siluridae.
CAGCCCCCUCCCUGUCCUCUGCGCGCGCGGGGCGGAGCGGCUAAAACCUCCUCUCGUUAUUAUCUUCAGCAUAUAUAUUUCCUUUAAGAAGAUGGCGGCGAGUCAGGGAGGAUCGACAAUUGCGGCGGUGCUGCAGGACCACCAUCACUAUCCGGCCGGACCGCACUGGAGCGCGAGCGGCGCUCCGCCUCAACCGCAGCCGCCGCACACCGCGCGCAGCCUGGACCGCGCGCUCGAGGACGCCGCAUGCUCCGGGGUACUGAACAUCAGCGGGAGGAAACUGCGCGACUACCCGGGAAUGAGCUACGAUCUCACGGACACCACGCACGCAGAUUUAUCCAAGAACCGUUUUGCAGAGAUUCCUCCCGAAGUGUGUAUGUUUGCACCGCUGGAGUCGCUCAACCUCUACCACAACUGCAUAAAGAUGAUUCCAGAAGCCAUUGUUAACUUACAGAUGCUGACAUACCUCAAUAUCAGUCGGAAUCAACUGUCCGUUUUGCCCAAGUUCCUGUUCAAUCUGCCACUGCGAGUCCUGGUGGUCAGCAACAACAAACUGCUGUCCAUUCCGGAUGACAUUGGCAAAGCCAAAGACCUCAUGGAACUGGACAUAAGCUGUAAUGAAAUUCAGGUGCUUCCUACUCAGAUGGGGAAACUCCAUGCCUUACGAGAACUGAACAUCAGAAGAAACUGCAUACAAAUCCUUCCUGAUGAGCUAUCAGAUCUGCCCUUAACCAGGUUGGAUUUCUCCUGUAAUAAGAUCACCGAAAUCCCUCCAUCUUACCGUAAACUCUGCCAGAUCCAACACAUUGUCCUCGACAACAACCCCAUGCAGUCCCCUCCUGCACAGAUCUGUCUGAAGGGAAAGAUUCACAUCUUUAAGUAUUUGAACGUGCAGGCAUGUCGGCUGGAGAAGAAGCCUGACUCACUGGAUCUGCCCUUGCCGGGCAAACGCUGUUUAGCGCAGCAGCUAACGGACAGCAUUGAGGAUUUUUACCCUAGUAAGAACCACGGACCCGAUUCGGGUAUUGGGAGUGACAACGGUGAUAAGAGACUGUCUACUACAGAGCCCUCAGAUGACGACACAAUCAGUCUACACUCUCAGGUGUCAGAGACGGCGCGGGCUGAAGCCCACUCCCUCCUCUGCAAACUGGACACGAACAGAGAUCAGGACCCGUAUGACUUCAUUGAUCCAAACCCAGAUGAAGAUGCUGCUCUCUGUGAGGCAGACAUGCAGCAGAACACACCCUACAUCACCUGUAUAAAGGAGAUCGAGCGGGUUCUUAAAACACACCAAAGCAAAGACAAGGAGAACUGGAAGGAGGAGUCUGGCUCAGAGAAAGAGCAGCUCGCAGAGGAAGAAGAUGAUGAGCUGAAGGAAGUUUUGGAUCUUAGGAAGAUUGCGGUGCAACUGCUGCAGCAAGAGCAACAGAACAGGAGGCGAUCCUUAAUUUGUAGAGCAGAAAGCCUCAUCCACCGAAGGAGGGCGGCAGGGAGAACACACAGAUUUCUUAGUCAUUCCGGUGGAAGCAGCAAGCAGAGAUCUCCAUCACAAACCUUUAGGAGUGCAUCACUGGAUGAGGGAACCAGUACAUCUUCAGCAACCUGUGGACAGGACGGCCACCUCACAGAUGAAGACACAGCUUUUUCUGAGCCUUCUUUAUCCUGCUCGUUUGAUGGGAGUCUGAAAUCUGAGAACGGUGACAGCGAGCCCAAAUGGCCAGAGCUUCCUCCCAUACUAAACCAGAAUGAAGAGCGGAGGCGAAACAAAUACCUGAGGAAGGACUACCUCAAGUACAAGUGCCAAAGUGUGCGAAGAAACUCCACCGAAAAUGACUGUGAGGAAGGAAUGCAUUCCACAGACUUCAGCACAACAUUGACUGUCUUUGGUUUGAAGCCAAGAUCAGGUAUAGUCUGUCUAGCAUUUUCCCGCAACAGUCGUCAGGAGUACGGCUCGUCGGACCCAAGCUUCACCAUGAGGAGAAAGAUGGAGCAUCUCAGAGAGGAAAUGGAGCAGAUAGGGCACUUGCGGCAGAACCUGGAGUCAAGGUUGAAGGUUUUGCUGCCCGAAGAUGUGGGUGCUGCUUUGAUGGACGGUGUUGUGCUGUGCCAUCUGGCCAAUCACAUUCGACCUCGUUCCGUGUCCAGCAUUCAUGUGCCCUCGCCAGCAGUACCAAAGCUGAGUAUGGCAAAGUGCCGGCGGAAUGUUGAGAAUUUUCUGGACGCGUGUAAAAAGCUUGGCGUGCCGCAGGACAAGCUGUGUUUGCCUCAUCACAUCCUGGAGGAACGAGGUUUGGUGAAAGUCGGCAUUACCGUUCAAGCCUUGCUGGAUUUGUCGUCAACCAAGCCAACUCAGACAUCUACCAUGUAGCAGUCAAAGUGGGACAAAGCUCCCAAAAAAAAUAAGGAUACCCGGGCAUUCCCUAGCAUCAGCCUUAUGUCCCUCUGAGCACUCUGCUAUACGCCCUCCUUUAUCCUCGGGACAUAGGAAAACUUUCUCUGAGCAGAACGAACUACUCUUGCUGGAAGACACAACAGAAAGUUCUGGAACCUUCUAGCCUUAGUCCAAUGGAUCACAAGCUACUAAGAGACUGGAGAGAGAAAGAGAGAGUGGGAUGGAGAGAAAAUGAGAGUAGACAGAUUAUUAUUGAGGACUACCUCAUCUAGGAUAGUGCAUUUUGUCCUGUCUGUCUCUGACUCCAUACAACUGUUUUGCAAAUGUUGCACAAAUCCGAAAAAAGGUCAGAAAUGGCUUUUAUUGUGUUUUUGGCUGCUAAAUGCUCAUCUGGCGAGCCAAAACCACUUACCAAACACUGUGUAACACAGGCAGCAUACUUAACAGAAGCCUUGUGAGUUUUAGAUUUACCUAUGGGAAUACUGGCUACUUCACUAUUUAUUUGCAAAAUGUCAUCACUAUUUUUAAGAUUUCCUGAUCUGACAGACCCCAAUACAACAAACUUCUUGAUAUAUAGCCAGUCUCACAAAGCUGAAUGGAAGCUUCACUUCUCUCUUUCUACCUCUCACUAUCUCUUGUCCCCAUCAAUCUCUGCUAGAUAAAGAUAAGGCCUGGAAAAUCUCAGACAGCUGAUUGGCUGAUAUGGAGCAAUGGGCAGACAUUAUCACAUAGUGGAAAUGAAAAGAAAGCCCUUCUCCUGCAUGAAGCCAGUAAAUCCACUCAAUCGGAAUAGCGUUUGAAGAAAUUUCUUGUACACUUGUAUGAAGAACACUGAUUUUAAGCCGUGGAGAGAAGAAGGGAGGGUCAAUGAUAAGUGUGUUUCUCAGAAAACGAAGUGUGGAAUGUACAGAAGAUCUGGCUGAUGGACCAACAUUUACAAAAAAAGACAUUUUUUAUCACAGGGAAUAGUAUCACGGGGUCUAGUAUAAAGUCAUAAAGUUAAGUUUUAGGUGAAACGUGCCAUGCUUCAGGUUAAGUUUUUGAUGAUUUGUAAAUGUUAAGCACAGUACGCAAAUAUUCGCACACACACAACAUUGGAACCUUCAAUAUAAUUUCUAGGUUAUAAAUAAUAAUAAAUGCAAUCAAAGCAUUAACAUAAACGGAACGCAGUACAAUUCAUUGCAUUGUGUGAGCAAUUCUGAUUUUAAAGAAAGAAGCAAAUCAGAGUCGUAUGUUUCUAAGAAAUUCCUAACUUUUUUCUCAUUACUUAAUUUUCAUUAUUUUAAUUUCACUAAUUAUUCUAAUUGUGUCUUCUGUUUUUUUUUUCUUUUUCUCUGAGCUCUCCAUGUGUCUGUCCUGUACUCUGAACAUGAAGUAGUUAUAGACAGGUGAUGUGACUGGCACCAAUCCCUGACGUUCUAAUUGUAAAGAGAGCUGCCCAAAAAUGAUUUAUGUAUUUAUUGUAUAUUUAUUCAUAAUUUUUCUAUAUGCAACGUUUUUUUUAACAUCCCUGACUUAAAAAAAAAACAGCAUCAGAAAUAUGCCUUAUUUGCUAUUCUGGGGUGUUUCAUUAUCAUGCUUUGGCUGGAGGUGAGGUGGGAUCAGUCUUAAUUAGAACGUGACAAGGAUUAGUCUUUUGAAAACUGAUUUUGUUUAGCCUCCCCCAAAAACCCCUCUGAAUGCUGACAUGUUGCGACGACUGAGGUGUUUCUUUAUAACCCGCAUAUAAAAACUUUUAUCAGGCUUUCCACCUAAAUGGAAAAUAAGUAGACGUUCAUUCAUGCCUUUUUGGCAAAAAAUAAAUAAAUAAAUAUACAUAUAAGAAUUAAAAGACAGAAAAUUCUUUUUUAAAUUUUAAAACUCAUGAGAAAAAACUAAUUUUGGGAUUGUAGUAUCAGGAUGCAACACAAGACAAUUGAAAAAAGAGAUACUGGAGUGAAAAAGUUUAAGCUUAAUAUCGGUUUUAUAUACGGAGUCUACCAACUCAGUCAAAGCACUUUAAUGUAUUAAAUUGACACUUCCUUUGUUGAAGCCGUCACGUGCACAAUGCCUCAUACUUAUAAUGGUAAUCUUGGGGUUACAGUGUAUUGGACAUGCGUCUGUCAGUUUGAUUUAAACACAGGUUGCAAUGUGUUUAUUACCAGCCGUUGCGUGCGUUCUGCCUUUUUGCCAUUUUUCUUUUUGUCCAAGUUGAAAUGUUCGGCAGCAGGAAUGAGACAUCAACAAAGCGUGUUAUAAAAUCCUAAAAUCUUCAUAAAAGAACAUGUUCUCGAACACCUCCCAGCCAAAACACACCCACGCUGAAUGAGUGCACUUGCGUCAAAUCGGAUAUCUUAACUCCACAUCUCUGUUUUUUCUUUUCCUUUCUUUUCUUCGUUCAUUCUUUCUUUCUCCCUCUUUCUCUCUCUCUCUCUCUCUCGCUCUCUCUCUUUCUUUUAUAUAUUCACAAAAACAAUGUUCAACACACAAAAGAAAGGUUAUAUAAAUAUCGAUAUCAAAUUCAAGUCAGCUGCAUCUUAAUAUGAGAACUAGUUGAUCAGUGUUUCAAAGGUGCCAAUGAGCCCAUGAUACUAUUUUACUAUGACUGGUUAAUCUUUUUUUUCCCAGCUCCAUGUUUCAAAAAGGAAGUCUUUCUUGUCCUUCCUCCAUCAUUGUUCCCAAGCAUUCUUACAUAACAUAAUCGAUUGUACAUAAUCUGUGCAAUGCAACAUUGAAUGGUGAUUAUGGUGUUGGUGCAUUAUGCAAAUGCAUUAGUGCAGUUUUUGUGCCAGGAGGGAUAUAUUUUGCCCUCAAAAUGUAAAGCUAUAGACUGCCGUGUUUCUUUUCAAAUCACUAACAUUCCUCAUACAGUUUCUUAAAUCAAACUCUUUUGUUAAAUCACAUUGACUUUUUUUGUUUUUUUCCAAGCAAAAAUAAAAUUACUGCACAUUAAUGAAUUGUGAACUGUUAUAGCAUGUGAGUCAUGACUUACAUCAGAUUAAGACCACAGAUCAUUUUUUUGGAAAUAAAGCAUGUGCAGUACAUUAAUUUCCUUGCAAAUCUGUAUUAUUCUGUAAAAAAGCAGGUGUCAAUGUGCACACUUUUUUUUUGUCAUGACAGCAAGACUGCUGUGAAGAUGUGUGUAGAUAAAUGUUUUGUAUGAAACAUGACUUUGUUUGCAUGCUUGGAUCCUCUGUGAUCAACUUGCCAUUUCUGUAUAAACUCUGUAUAAAAGUAUUAGAACAUUUCUUAAAAAAAAAAUAAACA